Ilex paraguariensis (yerba mate) is the source of this 1255-nucleotide messenger RNA. NCBI's taxonomy places the organism in Eukaryota, Viridiplantae, Streptophyta, Magnoliopsida, Aquifoliales, Aquifoliaceae. The record is from the annotation of a GenBank genome assembly.
AUGGAGAACCAAGUAAGGCACACGGCCUCUCGCUUCCUUCCUUCAUCUCUCACUACCUGUCGGUCCCGAAACAUAUCGGACGUCAUUGAAAGCUCCAUCGUCCUUACUCGGAACACCAAAAAUCUCCAUGAACACCACCUCGUCUCUCCCAAAAUACAAAUCUAUCCUCCAUUCACCAAACCCAAAAAUCCAAAUGAUCUCACUAUUACAAAAGAGCUCAUGGAAGUUUCGAAACCCAAAACCCAGUUUUUCGAUUGUAAUGCUGAAAGAAGGAAGUCAUUUCCCCCUGUAAAACCUUUUUCGCCAUUGAAAUAUCGCCACAAGGAGAUAAGUGGUAAAGAGACAAAGAUCAAGAAAAGCUCCUCCUCCAACAGUGGGUGGUUUAGCAGUGAAGACGAAGCUGAAGAUGAUGGUGGCAAAACCGACACUUUUUUUAGCUUAUCUUCCGGUUCUUUUGAAUCUCUUCGUCGGAAAAGAAAUGAUUCUCGUCGGAGAAGAGGUGAGUACGAUAUCUCCGAAAUGGGUCGUUCCGCACUCGAAGUACCACCUAGUUCAACUGAUACACUUCUUGAAUUAAGCCCAAAGACGGCUACGAUUAGCAGGAACACCACCAAACCUAGCCUGAGAGCUGAGAUGUGUCACCACCCAUCUGUCAAAGAGAGAAAAUCAGAUAAAGACAUUUCUUAUGUAUUGGCAGAUUCAAGCGACUCUGCUACUUCUCACCCGAAAACAACUAACAAUCACCAUAAAACCUCCAAAACUAGCCGGGAAACCUGCACAAAUCGCCGGAGACCCACAAAGGGUCAUACCCACUUGGCCGCAGAGAAUGAAGCCCAAGAUAGCUCUGUAGCACCCUUGAGCUCAACAGAUCUUUAUUACAGCCAUUUCGGCAAAACCACCAACACCCGCCGGAAAACCAACAAGAUCCGCCGGAGAAGAGGCGCAGAUUUGGGUUCUAUAAUGGAAGGAUUUUCGUUUCUUGCCGAUGAUAGAGUUGAAGAGAGUUAUGCAGUGGAGAAGAGUUCGAGCGAUCCAUACAGUGACUUCAGGACAUCAAUGGUGGAGAUGAUCGUGGAGAAACAGAUCUUCGGAGCUGAAGAUCUUGAGAGGCUGUUACUACGUUUUCUUUCUUUGAAUUCAUCCUCUUAUCAUGAGAUCAUUGUUCAAGUUUUCUCCGAGAUUUGUGAAACUUUGUUUAGCUGUUGAUCUGGUUGAAGGAUGAACAUGUACUGCUUUUGGUGUUCCAAUGAUUAAG